AGAUGUCUACUUGCUGAGGAAUCCAGCCGUUCUGGUAUACCGUAUACGCAGCCGAUGGAAACCCGAACUGUUUAACUCGGAGCUUCGUUCGCAGUCUUCCAUGACGUCGAGGCGGUUUCUCUCUCUUGCUUUGCGUUAUCGGUCGAAGACCUCUCUCUCUCUUCCACACGAAAGCACUUGCGGAAUUCACCCAUUUGCAAAUUCAUGGUUCUUGACUGGGCACAGAUUUUCAAGAAGAGGAAACCAGACCGUGGCAACUCCAGCAAUUGCCGAGGAUUCUAAAGACAAUGAAGACAAUAAGUUGACGCCCAUUUCUGACUUGGGUGAUCCUCUUCAUGAAAACAAGGACGAUACUUCUGCUGUGAAGUACUCUGUUCUCUCCAAUUUAAAAUCAUCCCCUAGGCACGACCUUGCCAUGAUUUUCACUUGCAAAGUCUGCGAGACAAGAUCAAUCAAGACAGUUUGCCGUGAAUCAUACGAGAAGGGUGUGGUAGUGGCACGUUGCGGUGGAUGCAGCAAUUUGCACCUAAUUGCAGACCAUCUUGGUUGGUUCGGGGAGCCAGGUAGUGUCGAAGACUUCUUGGCUGCUCGUGGCGAGGAAGUUCGCAAAGGUUCUCUCGAUUCCCUAAGCUUGACCCUUGAAGAUUUGGCUGGAAAGAAAUCCUGAAAUUUUGGAACUUCAUCUAUCUUGAGAGGUGUACAAAUAGUUGCUUAACUCGGGUUACGGUUCAAACCAUUAGAAGCUACUUUAUAUCUGGAUUUUUGAUGUUCGGUUAAAGAUGUUUCAAGGUCUGUGGUUCCAGUUUCUGGCUAUCCUAGAUUUGAGGUGGAAUUUAUAAGAAACAACACCCAGGAGGUGAAAUUUAUAAGAAACAACACCUGCUGGGAAGAGUUUGGGAAUAUGGGGCUGCCUGAAGUUCAUGCUCUCUCUUAAGAUGUGUUUUCAUUUACACAAACCAAUAUUACUCUUCUUCAAUUUCCCCUUUUUGUAUUGCCUCUUGAUCAUUACAUUUGACUAAAUGAACUGAAAUUCUUCAUGUACAACCAAAUCUUGGCACAAGAAAAAGGAAGAAGCAUCAUUUAACUGUUCA
Molecule: messenger RNA, 1091 nt
Organism: Benincasa hispida (wax gourd)
Lineage: Eukaryota; Viridiplantae; Streptophyta; Magnoliopsida; Cucurbitales; Cucurbitaceae
Gene: ZR3
Product: Zim17-type zinc finger protein
Biological process (GO): protein import into mitochondrial matrix; protein folding; protein stabilization
Cellular component (GO): mitochondrion
Molecular function (GO): zinc ion binding; protein-folding chaperone binding
Source: RefSeq, a predicted model, not a curated record